Molecule: messenger RNA, 2708 nt
Organism: Panthera uncia (snow leopard)
Lineage: Eukaryota; Metazoa; Chordata; Mammalia; Carnivora; Felidae
Product: arf-GAP with GTPase, ANK repeat and PH domain-containing protein 2-like
Cellular component (GO): nucleus
Molecular function (GO): GTPase activity; GTP binding
Source: RefSeq, a predicted model, not a curated record
CCUCUCCCCUAUUUGCCCCCACUACUGUCCUCCCCGCCCUCCUCCGCCCAUCUCGGCGCCCCCACCCAGGCCGGGGUGCAAGGUCCGGCGCGCCUCCCUGGAGCAGCACCAAGGUCCCGGGGCUCCAACGGGGUGGGGGCGCAGGGCGGGGAGCAUGGGGAGGGGGCGCCCCGUGUGAUGGGAGGGGGGCGCAAGCGGAGGCGGCGGAGGCGGCGGCGACAGCGGAGCCGGGCUGGGGGCUCAGCGGGGUCCGGGGGCUGGGGGCAGCGAGCAGGGCGGCCCCAUGGCCGGGCCCCCCUGAGGCAGUCCGGGGGAGUCCCCUCCCCUCCCCAGCUCGGGGGUCUCGGGGCCCCAUGAGCCGGGGCGCGGGCGCUCUUCAGCGCCGGACAACGACCUACCUCAUCUCGCUGACCCUGGUCAAGCUCGAGUCGGUGCCUCCGCCGCCGCCUUCUCCGUCUGCGGCCGCAGCCGGCGCCCCCGGGACCAGAGGUGCCGAGACCGGGGAUCCUGGCAGCCCCCGAGGCGCGGAGGAGCCGGGCAAGAAGCGGCACGAGCGUCUCUUCCACCGGCAGGAUGCGCUGUGGAUCAGCACGAGCAGCGCGGGCGCCGGGGGCGCCGAGCCCCCCGCCCUGUCCCCGGCUCCGGCCAGUCCGGCCCGCCCCGUCUCCCCCGCUCCCGGCCGCCGCCUCUCCCUUUGGGCCGCCCCUCCGGGGCCCCCGCUCUCCGGGGGGCUGAGCCCUGACCCCAAGCCCGGGGGCGCCCCCACCUCCCGGCGCCCCUUGCUCAGCAGCCCGAGCUGGGGGGGGCCGGAACCUGAAGGCCGGGCUGGCGGCGGCGUCCCAGGCUCGUCCUCCCCGCACCCGGGCACCGGCAGUCGGAGGCUCAAGGUGGCGCCUCCUCCGCCGGCUCCCAAGCCUUGCAAGACCGUGACCACGAGUGGCGCCAAAGCCGGCGGGGGCAAGGGCGCGGGUAGCCGCCUGUCAUGGCCCGAAAGCGAAGGCAAGCCCAGGGUCAAGGGGUCAAAGAGCAGCGCGGGGACUGGAGCUUCUGCCGCCGCCGCUACCACCAACGCCGCGGCCGCCGCCGCCGCCGGGGGAGGAGGAGCGGCAGCCACGACCUCUGGUGGGGUCGGGGCUGGGUCCGGAGCCCGAGGGAAGCUGUCCCCUCGGAAAGGCAAGAGUAAGACCUUGGACAACAGUGACUUGCACCCGGGACCGCCUGCUGGUUCUCCUCCUCCGCUAACCCUCCCAGCAACCCCGGCUCCAGCCGCUGCUGUCACCGCCGCCUCCGCGCAGCCCACUGGGCCUGCACCUCCAAUCACUCUAGAGCCUCCAGCUCCAGGGCUGAAACGGGGCCGGGAGGGGGGCCGAGCAUCCACUCGAGAUCGCAAGAUGCUCAAGUUUAUCAGCGGCAUCUUCACCAAGAGCACAGGGGGGCCUCCUGGCUCCGGGCCCCCUCCCGGACCCCCGGGCCUAUCUUCUGGCAGCGGGUCCAGGGAGCUGCUGGGCGCAGAGCUCCGCGCCUCCCCUAAAGCUGUGGUCAAUAGCCAGGAAUGGACUUUGAGCCGCUCCAUUCCUGAACUGCGCCUGGGCGUGCUGGGCGACGCCAGGAGUGGGAAGUCAUCGCUCAUCCACCGAUUCUUGACUGGCUCAUACCAGGUGCUGGAGAAGACAGAAAGUGAACAACACAAGAAAGAGAUGUUGGUGGAUGGACAGACUCAUCUGGUGUUGAUCCGAGAGGAAGCCGGGGCACCUGAUGCCAAGUUCUCAGGCUGGGCAGAUGCUGUCAUUUUGGUCUUCAGCCUGGAGGAUGAAAACAGCUUCCAGGCCGUGAGCCGUCUCCAUGGGCAGCUGAGCUCCCUUCGGGGGGAAGGACGAGGAGGCCUGGCACUGGCACUGGUGGGGACACAAGACAGGAUUAGUGCUUCCUCCCCUCGAGUGGUGGGCGAUGCCCGGGCCAGGGCUCUGUGCGCGGACAUGAAACGCUGCAGCUACUAUGAGACGUGCGCCACCUACGGGCUCAAUGUGGACCGGGUCUUCCAGGAGGUGGCCCAGAAGGUGGUGACCUUACGAAAACAGCAACAGCUUCUGGCUGCCUGUAAGUCCCUGCCCAGCUCCCCAAGCCACUCAGCUGCUUCCACUCCUGUAGCUGGACAGGCUAGCAAUGGGGGCCACACUAGCGACUACUCUUCCUCCCUCCCAUCCUCACCCAAUGUUGGUCACCGGGAGCUCCGAGCUGAGGCAGCUGCAGUGGCCGGAUUGAGCACUCCAGGGUCCCUGCACCGGGCAGCCAAGCGCAGGACCAGCCUUUUUGCGAAUCGUCGGGGCAGUGACUCUGAGAAGCGCAGUUUGGACAGUCGGGGAGAGACAACAGGGAGUGGGAGAGCCAUCCCCAUCAAACAGAGCUUCCUACUGAAGCGAAGUGGCAACUCCUUGAACAAAGAAUGGAAGAAGAAAUACGUGACCCUGUCCAGUAACGGCUUCCUACUCUACCACCCCAGCAUUAAUGAUUACAUCCACAGUACCCAUGGCAAGGAGAUGGACUUGCUACGAACGACAGUCAAAGUCCCUGGUAAAAGGCCCCCAAGAGCCAUCUCUGCUUUUGGCCCCUCAGCCAGCAUCAACGGGUUGGUCAAGGACAUGAGUUUCCACUUCUUCAUCUCCUCUUCAGCACCCCACAGAAACUGCUGUAGCAAAGUUCACCAGUGA